Zymoseptoria tritici IPO323 is the source of this 2520-nucleotide messenger RNA. RefSeq lists its product as uncharacterized. The transcript is spliced from 4 exons. Bases 1 to 2520 code for a protein of 839 amino acids. Gene Ontology annotation, biological process: regulation of transcription by RNA polymerase II; chromatin remodeling. The record is from RefSeq and is a predicted model, not a curated record. Gene Ontology annotation, molecular function: zinc ion binding; transcription coregulator activity. NCBI's taxonomy places the organism in Eukaryota, Fungi, Ascomycota, Dothideomycetes, Mycosphaerellales, Mycosphaerellaceae. Gene Ontology annotation, cellular component: nuclear chromosome; nucleus; RSC-type complex.
AUGGCAGCCCGCGGUGGGCCUUUUGAUCCAUGGGGGUGGUGUUGUUGGUGUUGUGCAGAGAUCCUCAGAUAUUCUCCACAACGCUCGGCCAGCGCAUUCCUCCACCCUGCUCUUCGCGACGAAGCCUCAAACAAUCCUCUCGCGGCAGACCCUCGUGGUCUAGCCAACCUACACUCCCUCGAUAUGACGACCGCCGUGAACAUGAAUCGGACGAACGCGCCGCAAGCAUUCGUGUCCAGCUUCGCGCCGCGCAUUCGGACGUUCGGAAACUCCUUGCUCACACCCGUCGUUCCUCAGACCAUACUCCCGCAAGUACGAACGACAAAGCGAGGGACGACUGCGAUCAACUAUGCCGAAGAGUUCGACGAUGAGAGCAUUGAGGAUUCUGAUGGGCCUCGCCGGCCGACCGGUCUGCGCACGGCUCAGCAACGGCAGGGACCUGAUCCGAUGAUUGAGAAGGUGAAAGAGCUGGGCAAGGAGAUACAUGAGCCCGUCGAUGUGCAGGGAAUCUGGCGAGAUUGGAUGGGCAAACCGAAACGAACAUUGACCGAGAGGCAAAUGCACGUACAGUCUGCUUUACCGACCACUCUCAUACCGAUCAAAAUCGACCUAGAUGUUGCACCGUUUCGCCCCGAAGCAGCAUUACCCACGCCUAGCAACGCGAGAGACUUCGGUAUUGAUGAAAAUCUACCCGCAUACAAAGCGCCGGAGCCGACACCACCAUACCGGUUGAAGGACAGCUUUCUGUGGAACUUGCAUGAGGCAUUGAUCACGCCAGACAUGUUCGCGAAGACUUUCGUUGACGAAUUGGAUUUUCCCGUAAUGCGGAAGCAGGCCAUGAUUCUCGAGAUCGCGCAGCAAAUCCGAGUACAGCUAGAGGAGCAUGCCGCGAUUGCCUUACAUCCACUCUUCCAGCCCGAAGCCAGCCAGCCAGCCGCCGCGACCAAUGCGCCUACACCGGCGGUCCGACCAGCACUUUCACCUCAGGGCUCGUCGACGCCGUUGGUAGCGGAUACACCGACCGCAAGCCACCUCCAACUUCCGCAGACCAAUGGACUCCUUGCAUCGGAUCCUCCAACACCCAUGGCAAAUGGCAAUGGAACAUCGACUCCUGCGAUAACUGCGAAUGCCCAACCACUACCCAAGGACCCAUCUGGAUCUUCCGCGCUCAAUCCGCCCGAUACUCACCGCUGUGUCAUCACUCUAUCGAUCAACAUGCAAAACAAGCUGUAUACGGAUAAAUUCGAAUGGUCACUACUACAUCCUCCUGGGUUUCCAGAGAUCUUCGCAAAGCAGACCUGUGCAGAUCUUGGCUUGCACGGCGAGUGGGUGCCAAAUAUGGCACAUGCAAUUUAUGAAGCCAGUCUGCGUUUGAAAAAAGACAUGAUCGACAACGCUGGUACUCUGGCCGGUGUGGUCGGGAGUGGUGUCGACGGAUGGGGCGUGAUCGAGAACGAAGCCUGCGAGUAUCAUGGCACAGCCGAGUCCGCUCUGGGUGUGGGAGCAGGGUGGCGCUUUGAUGAGAACGAUCUCGGAGGCGACUGGGAGCCGAAAAUCGAAGUCCUUAACAAGGAGGAGAUUGAAAGGCGCGAAGGCGACCGAGAACGACAAAUUCGAAGACAACGCAGAGAGACGGCUCGGUUCACCACAAACUUGCAAACUCAAAGCAGUGGGCUGGGUGACUACUUUGCUGGUGGUCUGGGUGCAUCACAAGGCACUCCGGGAGGCGCCGACGACGAACGCAUGGGCCGUGGUGAGCGGGCGAAGAAGAAGCGAAGAUUCCGGAGUUUGUCACCGGCUGGACGUGAUACACCCGAGGUGGCUGGAUUUGGAGGCACUUCCAGUCAGCUCACCGAGGGCGAGAGGCAGUACUGGAGCUGUUCGCAUUGUAAUGUCUGGGGCACUGCUAUAUGGGGAGUCCGCGAUGGUCCAGCAGGCCCAAGGACUCUCUGCAACAACUGCGGCCUCCUCUACGAGCGCGACAAGCGUCUCCCACCCUGGAACCACCGCCUCUUCUACACCGACAAGAACCAAGCUUCUCGCGAAGCAAACAUGCCCACUCACGCCCAAGUUCCCAUGGUCCAUCAACAACCCGCCCGCCACAUCCAGAACUUCCAAUCCGACGUCUCCUCAUUUCCGCAAUCCACUCCUCCCACCGCCUCCCGCUCCUUCAACCGCGCCGCCGAGGAUCCUUCUUCCCACCUCUACACCGGCAACACGACGGGUGGUCAAGGCCAGAUUUCCGCCAGCACUAUGGCUGAUAUCACAAAUUACGCCGAACCCGGCGAGGAUUUGGACUGGACGAAGAUUACCGAGCCGAGGGAGAGAAAGCGGCUGCAGAAUAUCAUCAACGGCAGGAAGUAUCGGGAGAGGAGAUUGGCGGCGGAGGGUCAUGGUGGCAGUGGCGGAAAUUACCCCGGUGCAUCGGGAGUCGGGAGUUUUCUCAGUACGGGUUAUGGGUCUAGGCAGUCCGCUCAACAGGGCGGUGGGUCAGCACAAGGAACGCCCACGGCGGCGUGA